CGGGAUGGUUGCUGUACAGCUGGCGGCUUUCUGAGACAUUCCUACACUUUCGUGACUUUUAUGGCUGUGCUGGUCAAGCCUAAUAAUUAUGACCCUGCAUUACCGGUACGCUUUCACUGCUACCCGCUAGUCAUAUUCUGUCGACCAGUCACCCAAGCCAUCUGAAACUGCGCCUCACCUCCGACCUCCGUACCAACACAACCACCUCCUUCUUCAUCAACGACAACUCACCUUCGGAAGGUUGAGAUUUCCACUCCUUUCUAUCGACUUUUCCUGGUAUUCAUCUUGUUCCAGCCUCCCUCAUACGCGUCCGACUAGCUUCUCCUGCGGUAUCAUGGCCACCGAGGCCUCAAUCGCCCUCACAAACCGCUCCCUCCGUACCAUUCGCACUGAACUCGAAUUCCUCGCAGACUCCUCGAUCAUCUCGCCUGAACAGCUUUCCUCCAUUCUAUCUCAACUUCCUGCUCAGACACCUCUACAUGCUCCCUUACACGCUCCUGUCAAUGGCUCAACUAACACGCCUGUCGAACAAUUUUCAAACAUGAGUUUGAAAGAACACUACACUCCAGUUCCGACACCUGCGCCCCUCCCACCUCCAGCAUACGUCCAAACACCUCAGAUAUUGUCGGUCGCAACUGCCCUUUAUGCAUAUAGCCCUACAGACGCCGGCGACUUGGCGCUUCAGCAAGGUGAUAGGAUACAAGUUACCGAACACAUGAACAAUGACUGGUGGCGAGGCCGAAAUGAACGAACCAACAUGGAAGGCAUCUUUCCUCGAAGUUAUGUCAAUGUAAUCGACGAGAAAGGACGGCCGCCCCUGCAACCUCAGCCAUCAGACUAUGGGAACAUGCCACUUCAGGUUGCUCAAGGCGGCAUGACGCCUGGCGCCGACGGCCGGAAAUACAGCAAACUCGAGGAGCAUGGCAAGAAGUUUGGCAAGAAAAUGGGUAAUGCUGCUAUUUUUGGGGCUGGCGCCACGAUUGGCAGCAACAUUGUCAACGGCAUAUUCUAAUGAUGGGAUCGUCUCUUUUAUGUUCACUAUUUCAGCCGCACAAGGCUACGAUCAUGGAUUUGGGUAGAACACCUUUCCACUGAGAAAGGCACCACCGCGAGGGGAGUGAUAAUGAACUCACACCAAAAACCGGGGAGAUUCUUAUGUCAAAACGGAGUACAUGGGCAAACGGCGCGAACUAUUUCGGAAAGUGAUGAACGGAUUGGGCUGAUCAGGAAGACCCUAACAAGAGACCUAUAUUUCCUUUGUGAUGUAUCUGGAGUCGGAGCAAUCAACCGGACUUUUUCUUCAACCAGAGAGACGGAUUACUUUUCUUCUGGGAGAGUGACAGACUGGACCUGCAAGGCCUCGGAGGAGGAUGACUACUUGCAGGCAUUGAAAGCAGUCCUGAUUAGAUAUGCAGAAAUUUUUGCUGCACAUAUUGGUAUUUGAUAGGAAUGUCCCCAACAUCUGCAUGUUUUUUUGACAUCUCCAUGUUAAUCCCAGG
Messenger RNA from Exophiala xenobiotica, 1499 nucleotides. RefSeq lists its product as uncharacterized. The transcript has 3 exons. Gene Ontology annotation, molecular function: protein binding. Gene Ontology annotation, cellular component: ESCRT-0 complex. Gene Ontology annotation, biological process: protein transport to vacuole involved in ubiquitin-dependent protein catabolic process via the multivesicular body sorting pathway. Lineage: Eukaryota; Fungi; Ascomycota; Eurotiomycetes; Chaetothyriales; Herpotrichiellaceae. Bases 335 to 1012 code for a protein of 225 amino acids. The record is from RefSeq and is a predicted model, not a curated record.